Fusarium oxysporum Fo47 is the source of this 396-nucleotide messenger RNA. RefSeq lists its product as uncharacterized. The transcript has a single exon. The record is from RefSeq and is a predicted model, not a curated record. Lineage: Eukaryota; Fungi; Ascomycota; Sordariomycetes; Hypocreales; Nectriaceae. The coding region runs from base 1 to 396 and encodes 131 amino acids.
AUGGUCCAGUACUAUCAGCGUCUGUCUAUACAGCCAAGACAGAAGCCCUCUGAUGAAGAAAUAGACCUUUCGUCACCCAAGGUUGCUUUCAGUCCUCGGGUAACGCGGAGUCAAGUAGCUCGACGGUACCAGGGAUCCACAUCACGACCAGAGACGCCUUCUCGUCCCCCCAAGGAAGAUAUGUCAAUGGAUGAGCACUUUGGUAAUCUGGAUCUCGAUUCAGACACAUCCAGCCUUAAUUCAGACCCGCUGGGCCCGCUCUCGUACCACUCGCCCCUCUCUGGAGAAGUCGGAAAGCAAUACCCGAGUAUUGAGGACGAACAAAUCGUUAAUACCGCUUUGGUUCUGUUCCUCAACGCCCUCACGCUUCACUUCGAUUAUGCCCAGGGGGCGUGA